AUGUACCUCCUGGACGGCCGGGACCCGCCCUGCGCUCCCUCUUCGGCGGGCGGCAUGCAGCGGGGCGCUCCGCAGCGGAAAACCGUCUACCGCAUCUCAGUCACCCUGGUGAAGAAAGAAGCCCUGGGAGGCUUGCCCCUCCAGGAGGAGAGAGAGGAAAGUGCCGCGGCGGCGGCGGCGGCGAGCGCUGGCGGGGAGGCUUUCCGCCGGUUCCGGGCCCUGAGCACCGGGCAGUUGGAGCUGGGCCACUUGAAGGUGUCGAGCGGCCGGUGCUCCUGCGGCCCUCCGGCGCCGCCGGCGCGCUUCGAAGAGGAGUUGUCAGCCGAGCGCACCGCCCGGAGCCCGGGGAAGAGGCAUCCGCCGGACCCCGUCCCGUUGCGCCGGAGCUGUAGCUUCCGACACGGGAACGGCGCGGAGGCGCUGCGGCUGAGGGCCUUGGCCCGGACCAAGCGCCACAGCAGCUCGGGCUGCCUCUCUCUUCCAGACGCCGCGGGCGGACCGGCAGCCGGGAAGAGGCGCCCGCCAGCCCUGACGGAGGAGGCCGCCGCCGGCCGCGAGCUAGAGAGGAGCAGCCUUGGCCACCGGAGCCAGCCCAGGGACCUGCAGGUGCUCUCCGAGGGACUGGGGGUUUGGGAGAGCAGCGCCGGGACCGGGGCCGCGUCCCAGGAGCGCCGGCCCUUCCGUUUCUUCCGUGGCACCUUCUCCCCGUUCGGGAGCCCCCUGGGCAGGUUCCCUCGGCCCCGCGCUGGGGGCGGCAGGAGCGGCCUUCCGAGAAGCGACGGCGCGGACAGGCGGUCCAGCACGGAGAGCCUCUCCGAGCUCCUGAGCCGAGAUGCCUUUGUAAAUAGCCAGGAAUGGACACUAAGUCGAUCUGUGCCAGAACUCAAAGUGGGAAUUGUGGGAAAUUUAGCUAGUGGUAAAUCUGCCCUUGUACAUCGCUAUCUGACUGGGACAUAUGUCCAAGAGGAAUCACCAGAAGAUAUGGAUGCAGGUGGGAGAUUCAAAAAAGAGAUAGUAGUUGAUGGUCAGAGUUACCUGCUGCUGAUUAGAGAUGAAGGGGGUCCUCCUGAAGCACAGUUUGCAAUGUGGGUGGAUGCUGUUAUAUUUGUCUUCAGUCUUGAAGAUGAAAUUAGCUUCCAGACUGUGUACCACUACUAUAGCCGUAUGACAAACUAUCGCAACACGAAUGAAAUCCCAAUGGUACUGGUGGGAACUCAGGAUGCUAUAAGUUCCAGUAACCCACGGGCAAUAGAUGAUGCCAGAGCACGGAAGCUUUCAAAUGAUUUGAAAAGAUGCACCUACUAUGAAACCUGCGCUACCUAUGGGCUGAAUGUGGAAAGAGUCUUUCAGGAUGUUGCACAGAAGAUUGUUGCAACAAGGAAAAAGCAGCAACUUUCGAUAGGUCCUUGCAAAUCGUUACCAAAUUCUCCAAGCCACUCAUCUGUAUGUUCAACCCAAGUCUCUGCAGUACAUAUCAGCCAGACCAGCAACGGAGGAGGGAGUUUAAGUGAUUAUUCUUCUUCUGUCCCAUCUACUCCAAGCACCAGCCAGAAAGAGCUACGGAUUGAUGUUCCACCUACAACCAACACUCCAACUCCUGUUCGUAAACAGUCAAAGCGCCGAUCCAAUCUUUUCACAUCUCGGAAAGGGAGUGACCCAGACAAAGAGAAGAAAGGAUUGGAGAGCAGAGCAGAUAGUAUUGGAAGCGGUCGUGCAAUCCCAAUUAAACAGGGUGUUCUGGAAUAUCUUUUUGGUCCAUGGAAUCUACCAAAGAAAAAUCAGGUUGUGCAACACAUGGUCAUGAUUCAGGAAGUUGUUAAAAGCAUACCAGGGGGCUGCUGUCCACGUCAGGUGGUAGAACAUGAGUUUUAA
Messenger RNA from Pogona vitticeps (central bearded dragon), 1872 nucleotides. The record is from RefSeq and is a predicted model, not a curated record. NCBI's taxonomy places the organism in Eukaryota, Metazoa, Chordata, Lepidosauria, Squamata, Agamidae.